This is a messenger RNA of Haemorhous mexicanus (house finch), 20881 nucleotides long. RefSeq names its product purine rich element binding protein G (gene PURG). Gene Ontology annotation, molecular function: RNA polymerase II transcription regulatory region sequence-specific DNA binding; purine-rich negative regulatory element binding; DNA-binding transcription factor activity, RNA polymerase II-specific. NCBI's taxonomy places the organism in Eukaryota, Metazoa, Chordata, Aves, Passeriformes, Fringillidae. The coding region runs from base 1 to 1017 and encodes 338 amino acids. Gene Ontology annotation, biological process: regulation of transcription by RNA polymerase II. Gene Ontology annotation, cellular component: nucleus. The record is from RefSeq and is a predicted model, not a curated record. The transcript has a single exon.
AUGGAAAGAGGGAGAGGAGGAGGAGGAGGAGGAGGAAGGAACCUGGGAGGCUCUGGCCUGCACAGGAACAUUUAUUCCCAGUCCCAGCAGCAGUACCACUACCCGGCCUCCUCCCAGGGGAGCUGCAUGGAGAUCCAGGAGCUGGCCUCCAAGAGGGUGGACAUCCAGAAGAAGCGGUUUUAUCUGGAUGUGAAACAGAGCUCCCGCGGCCGCUUCCUGAAGAUCGCCGAGGUCUGGAUAGGAAGGGGCAGGCAGGACAACAUCAGGAAGAGCAAGCUGACCCUCUCCUUGUCGGUGGCCGCCGAGCUGAAGGACUGCCUGGGGGACUUCAUCGAGCACUACGCCCACCUGGGCCUGAAGGGCGGCCAUGGGCACCGGCACGAGCACAGCAACGACAAGGAGCAGCAUCCCCGGAGGCGGCCGCAGCACCCGCCGCCCUCGCCCCCGGCCUCCGUGGGCUCCGAAGAGCCCCCUCACAGCGUCCUCAAAACGGAGUACAUCGAGAGGGACAACAGGAAGUACUACCUGGACCUGAAGGAGAACCAGCGCGGGCGCUUCCUGCGGAUUAGGCAGACCAUGAGCAGGGGACCUGGCAUGAUGGGCUACUUCGGCCACAGCUUGGGACAGGAGCAGACGAUCGUCCUGCCGGCGCAAGGCAUGAUCGAGUUCAGGGAUGCUUUGGUGCAGCUGAUAGAAGAAUACGGCGAGGGGGACAUAGAGGAUCGCCGGGGGGGAGGUGAGGAGCCCCCGGAGCUGCCCGAGGGCACCUCCUUCCGAGUGGACAACAAGCGCUUCUACUUCGACGUGGGAUCCAACAGGUACGGCAUCUUCCUGAAGGUAAGUGAGGUGAGGCCGCCCUACCGUAACACCAUCACAGUUCCCUACAAAGCGUGGACACGGUUCGGGGAAAAUUUUAUCAAGUACGAAGAAGAGAUGAGGAGAAUUUACAACAGCCAUAAAGAGAAAAGAAUGGAUGCCAGAGGGGACAGUGGUGAAGAGCAAGAGGGUCUGGAAUAGAGUGCAUUGGACGAUUAACCAAACAAAGCAAGCAGAAAUUGGUGAGAGGGACUGACCUAUAGUAAUUUAAAGUUGCCCCCGUUUUUUGUAAAGUCCUUUUCUGGUAGUUCUUGCUAACUCCAGUACAUAAUGUUAUAGGAGUCUGGUUAUCACGUUAAACUAUGCCCAAAACAUCUCUGUGUGUCUUAGGAAAGGACCAACCUCCCGAGUCUGUACGAGUCAGCUGCUUCGAGUGUUGGAGACUGUGGAAGUACGAGUAUCAGCACAAACAAAAUCCGGCACCCUGACCUUUAAAUAGUCUAGAAAAGGCUUGUGUUGCACUUAAACACGAUACAAAAGUACCCCCGCCCUGAACCUUACCAUGAAAUGUAUCAGUUACUGCUUAUCACCAGUUUUUCAGGACCGGCUUCUGCCCGUGCUCGGUCCAAAGGCCGAGCAGCAUUGCCGUAGAGCAUUUAUGGCAAAAAUCAGCUCCACGUGAAUCUCUGGUCUGUUUGUGAGGAGGGAGAGAGGUUUAAAAGUUGGCAUCUCCUGGCUAUUGCGUUGGAAACGAUAGUCUGUUUAUGGGUAAAGUCCCGAUAACCCAUCAGACCUCAGUCACGUGCUGGUGAAGGGCGGAAGAUGUGUCGUUCAUCCCUUAGUUUUGUGCAGACCAGAUCACCUGAGUAUCCCAGGACAGCGGAGUGCUCAGCCUUCUAAAUUAAUGGCAGUGAAUGAUAACCCACUCCUCAUCUCCAUGUUCUGCCCGUUAGAGGCUGGUGAUCUUUUCUUUUUUUUUUUUUAAUUUAUUUUUAAUGCAUUUUAUCCAAAAUUUCAGAAGGUAUUUUUGUAUUAGGCGGCUGUGGAGCGGGUGUUGGGAGGUGGAAGGAAUGCCGCCACCGAGGCUCCCGGCUUCUCUACCAGAUUGACGUGGUUUGGGAUGUGACCUGUGCGAGGAAAGCCUUUGGGUGCUUUCCUCCUCCCACCAUGGGGAAGACCUUUGGGGUGUUGGGUGCGCCGCUGGGUUUGUGUAGAAAGGCAUCUCUGUCACGCUCGCCCGUGGCGCGUUUCGGAAGCUGUGGUGGAUGCCCUGUUGGGUUUUCUGUUAUGCUGGUUGUGGGUGGUGCUGGGGAGACAACAUCCGUGCCCUGCCGUCGUCCCCUUCCCCCCAGCUCGGAGCUGGAGCUGUCCUUGAGCGGCUCCAGCCCCGAUCUCACCUGCCUGCCCCAAGGUUUCCCUGUCAUCCUGGAGUCUUUGUGAUGUAAUUUUAAAUCUCGUGAUAUUAACUCUCUGCCUGGAGGGAGAAUGUGUGCAAUUACCUGGUUGGGAGGUUGAUGAAAGAUUCUGUGUUUCUUAAAAGGGAAAAUUUAUAGCAUAAGGGGCUUGUCCAGCCUUUGGGCGACCAGCUCCUUCCCCUGGAACCAGCGGGAGUUUGAGCUCCAGGUACUUCUAGUAGCACAUUGCUCAUCUUCAAGAUCGUUUUAAGCAGGCCUUACCAUGCCUGAUCAGAUACUUGUAAUCACUCAAAUUGUUUCAUUACAGAGCGGCCUAGUGUGCAUAUGUGGACCAGCUGUUUUUCCAUGCAACCAUGACCUGUUUUAUUUUUUAACCUUUUGAGAAACAUUUUUAUCUCCAACCAGACUGUUCACCACUCUGAGUCUGGAACCACCUGCACACUGCAUGGUCACGCUCAAUCCGAAUGCUGUUGCCUGUUAACGUCAUAAUGAGAAAGGUUGGGGAGACAGGGUUGGGACCCAAGAGGAUAAUCUGGAUUUUAGUUUGGGUACUAAAACUAGUCAAUCUGUUUUAACUUUAAAAAAAAGAAAAAAAAAAAAAAAAAAAGAAAAAAAAUAACAGCUUGCACCAAAGUCACCAAAGAACCUUUAGGAAAAUGUUACAGUUGUGACAAGAAGUAAGAAAGUUAAUUUCACUGUUUUAGGUGAUUCCCCCUUUAAAACCACAUAUAGCAGUUACAGCAACCAAGCCUUUGGCUUAGUGUCAAAAACUCCCAUCCCUUUCUCCAUAGGUUGCUCUUUCAGGUCCCUUUUCAAAGCUGGAAGAGGUUUCUCGCUCCAUCACUCGAGCAGCCAGUGAACCGUGAUGAAUCAGCGGGCGUUGUGUGGGGUCCUGGUUCAUCGGGGCUCUCACGGCUUUCAUCCCAAUGGUUUUAACAGGUCAAUUAAAAAAAAAAAAACCCACCAAACCCCACGUUAAAAGAACUCCACAUCCUGUUACGGUGUGAAACCAGAAUUUAGUGAAUGAGUCGUUGAUGCGUACGUUAGCGUAUCGCUGACUGCUGCUGCCCGUCACAGUGCCUGAGGUAAAAAAUUCACUUCUAGUCCAACAAACUGGAGCUAUGAAUGUACGAACUUUUUAUGCUCUCCUUCCCGUUUCUGUGUGUGCUGGCAUCUCCCAUCCCUGCCCGCCUUUGCCUCAAGGGAUCGUAAAAGCUCCUGGGUUGGAAUUAGCCUGAGUGGCCGCAUGUGUUGUAAGUGCUCAUGCCUUCCCUGUGUUCCUGUAGCGUUGGUGAGGAAAUUACUCGUGAUUUGAAAGGGAUGUUUUCUUCACCGUUUUAAAAGAUGCAAAAAAGGAUGCAAAAUUGCUUUCCUUAUUGCUGCCCGUUUUGUAAAAAACCCCUUUAUCUUUUGUUAAUGAAUUGGCCUCCAAUGCCGUUAGUUUGUUGUAAGUGUCACCCAGGAAUCCAGCGACGGCCGGCCUGGGUUCUGACACACAGGUAUCCCGUAGGAUCCGCUCAUGCAUUUACUCCCCUGGCACGGGAUGCACCUUAGUAUCCAAACCUGGCUCGGGAUCUUGACGUUCAUUGCCGAUCACUCGUGGGUAGAGCAGCGGCUGUGGGUUUCCAUCGCCACGGGAAGCACUGCUGUUGGGUUGGGGGAGGACGGCUUUCCAAGGUUGGGUGAGGACGGCUUUCCAGGCGAUGGGAAGUGGAUGUUGGGCUGGAGGGUGGUAGGGAUGCGCUCGGAGUGUAGCAAUGCAAGACUUGAACGGUGAGAUUCGGAAACGGGUUCCUUUGUAUUUUUGGCAGCGCGUCUUCAGCUUCUCAGAGCAGUGACCACGUGGGCUGCUGGUGCCCAGGGGGGCCUGGCGAGUUGCUCGGGAACGCUGAAUCCCUGAUGUGUUUUAAAUGUUCGUUCCUGACGCCCUGAAACUGCCAUGUCCCUUAAACUUGAGAAAACACAAGCUUAUUUGCACUAGAAAGAACGGCCAAAAACAAUCCUUAGGAGGACAGGGUGAAGAGCACCGGUCUGAACCUCUUUUUCUCAUGAGAGAAUUUCCUAUUCAAGCCCUCACCUCUGUUUCGAAAUUGUAUGGUCCCGGCAGAAAGUCUGUCAGUUGAAUUAUUAAAUCCUAAUGCACUUUAUAUUGUGUAAAUAAUGCUAGGAGCACAUUUCUGCUCCCGCUCCGGUAAGGGGAUGCUUUGGUUACGUAGUCUAAUGCCGAGAGAAGCCGUCUCCUGCAUGCACACGUGUCUGUUAGAGACCUGUUGAUCCUGCUCGGUCCAGCUCCGCUCGUAUGUUAGAGGAGGACAGGCGCUGUAUUGAGGAUCCUCUCAAACCACCAAGAGUGGGAUGAUGAUUUGGUUUUUUAAAUUGCAAUGUUGCAGAGCUGCUGAGCACCCUCAGCUCCGCCGUCGCAGCGGCUCCUCGCCCCUUCUGCAAACUGGGCCCCCCGUGUUGCUGCCGAGGCUUAAAGCUGAGCUUUGCCCUUGUAGUCUUGACAAAGCCAAGUCCAGCAGCUGCCUCGUACCUGGCUUUCCCCGCUGCUGGCGCAAAAGGCGGGAUGGUCCCUGAAAAGCUUAUCCCGAAUGGAAGGGGCUGGGGGGCUUCCCCUGCCUUGCAGCUGGGGGGACGUUGUGUUGGGUCCGGCCCAUUGUGUUGGAGCCGGCUUUCCUGGUAAAGUACAGAGCUAUGGAAGGGUUGGGAAGCGUUUUGCACUGGUGUGGAGAGGGUGACCCGGUGAAGCCCUCCCCCGUGGGCUCCCUGCGUGCAGCCUGGAUGGACAGUGGACUUUACCCAGCGAGAAGCUGCAGCGGUUAUUGGUAUCUACUCGUCGUCGUAAGUGUUUCUUAUCUGUAUCCGAUAUAUACCGAUUCAUAUCCACGUAUAGGCAUUACUAUAUUUAUGUGAGUAUAUUGUAGCCUGUAGUAGCUCUUAGCAAAAUAACCUUAUUUAUCUGAAGUGCAGUCUGAGGAGGGGACGUCUGCUCCCGCCACCGGUCUGGAUAAACGCGUUAUUCCACCCCGGGCUGGGCGCGAGCUCCUGGCCGCUGCCCUCGGAAGAAUCCCGUAGGUUUUCAGCAGGGCUCUGAGGGAAAAUGUAGGUAAAAGAAGGCAAAGCUCUUCCUUGGAGACGUCGUUGAGGCGAGGUGAGAGCUGUAAAGAGGCAGCUGCCGGCCACGUCAUGUCUCCGUGCCAUUUUACAACCCCUGGCUCUGCAAAUCUGUGCUGCCAUGUUCAUAAAAUCCCAAGCAGAAGUAUUAUAAUCACGUCCUUUGUACAAAAAAGAACCCCCGAGCAAUUACCAAAAUCAAUGUCAGCACUUUUUUUUUUCAGCUACAGAUGUCCUAGUCUGAUAAUUGCAUCAUUUUUUUCCCCUAUGGCCUAUUGAAGUGACCUAAACUCCCAGGGAAGGGAGCUGCUGGUGGUUAGGAAGCCUUCUGCUUGUGUGACUUGCAGUCCUGUUUUCCAAUUCUAGUAAUUUUUAUAGUAGAAAGGAGUUUAUUAUUGUGUAUUUUUACUGGGCAGAUUUUGCACCAGGUCAAAAAUUAUCUAAUAAGCCUUUUCAGUUUCAUGGCAUUCCUACUUUUGCUGUACAUACACUAGAUAUGUGUGAUUUAUGAAAGAAUUCCUGAAGAAAAUUAGACCUUCUGUUUAAUUUUCUAUGCUGCUUACUCCAAAAUUAAGUUGCCCUUUAUUUUUAAUGACUUAAUGUGUUGUGAUGUCUUAAAUUCACCUUUCCCCUCCCACCCCUCCAUUCCUUUCAAGUAAAGAUUGUGUUUGAAAUUAAGAGUUUAUUCAAGAAGGAGUGGAAUUAAAGGCUGCACCAUAAGCUACACCCAAGCAAGGCUGUCAUGGCCACAGGAAAAGAGCCCCAGCUAGGGGACAAGGUUCUUUUGGAUUUAGGAGAUUUGGAAAAAGCUGAAGCCAGAUCUUUUGCUGUUCUAUUCCUCCAAAACCUGCGGAAGCCUUCAUGGGCUGACAUCAAUUUUUCUUCCUAAUAUUUUGUCAGCCUGUGUUCAGUUCCCCACCUGCACCUCAAUAAAGGCAACAGUAUAUAUAAAGCAUCGAGGUGAAGUAAAAUAUCAAGAACUCCUGAUAGAUGACAUGGAUUAAAAAUUGGUUUUCCAGAAAUGUCAGAGCGUAAAUUGAGGUUUUAUAAGCCGGAUGUCGUUUUGGCAUUUCUGUGAUGGAUGUAAUUGGAUCGCUCCUUCCCCGUGCGGAGGGAGGCGUCACGCGGAACCCCAGCCCGCAGCCUCGGGGCUCUCUCGUGUGCACCAACUCUGGAAAGGUGCAGGUGCCUGCUGGCUUCUCACGUGUGGGGAAUGUGGUGGUGUUCCUACCGGCCUGGCCUCCAGGGCCCUGGCCGCCCCCCCAGUAAAACCCUCAUUAACGACUUGCUAAUUCAUCUUCUUAAUUGCUAGGCUGCACAGAAACGCUUGGAGUGGCACAUGGAAAUUGCUAGCUCUGCACAGAGCCGAAACUUAAAAAGGCAUAUUCUGUCUUUUGGGGGGUUUAGAGUCAUCCGACACUCCAGUAUUAAACUGGGAGGGGUGACGGCUCCUGCCCUGGAGGUGUUGGUUGGACACGCAGACAAUCGGAUGGAUUUCUUGACCGCGGUGGGGGAAAUCCAUCCGGCAGGCGGGAGUUUGCAUCUGCUCUCGGUCCUGAUCGUUUGCCACGCAGAGAUUAAUUGGAGGCAAAGAUGGCCCUCGGUGGCGGCUGCUGGCAGCCGGAGAGAGCCGAGGCUUCGUGCCCAGCCCCACUGGCACAACAUCUGUGAAUUCAUGUGUGGGCACAAAUGAACGCAGAGGCGAGGGAGAGAGGAAUAUUAGAGAUAGAUAUGCACGGGCAUGUUGCAAAUACUCAUUUCCCCCCUGUUUCCAAUAGGUCCUUCCCUUGGAGACAUUAAACUGACUAUCUGUCUGUUCUGUUUCCCGUAUUGGAGAUGAUCAGCGUGCAAUAGGAGCGAGAUGGGUUUCACAAGCAAUAUCAACAUACUCUACUACUAACCUUAAAUCUUUACACUGCAAAGCGCCUGCAAUAGAAUCUGCAUUUCAAAACAGCAGAGAGUAUGUGGGAUAAAAGACACGGGUUAACCCCAGGCUCUUACAAGUAUUCCCAUCUGGUCCUUGUUGGGAGCACAUGUUGUUGGCACAAUGCAGAGGGAGAGGGGGAGUAAGAGCAGAGAUAAGCGCUUCCCACUGAGGCAGAGGAACGAAAAGGCAGGAGGGGGCGGAGGGAAGCGAGGACAGGAUGCGUGCUCCAGGGAAUCAUAGAGCACGGUGAUGGUUGUAUCCGUAGUAGGAGGGAUCGGCAGCACCUUCAGCACUGGAGUCCUACGGAGCUGGGGAAGGAGACACAGAGCCUGGAUCCUAAUGCUCUACUCCCCAGGGACCAGGGUGGUUCUCUUGGGCUGGUUCUCCUUCCUCUGUGGGAUCAAUAACACGCUCUGCAAGUGUCUAACCUUGCCAACAAACCCACCGGGGCCAAGCGUGUCUGAUGGGUGGAGUUACUGCUUUUACAGCUCGCUCUUGGAGGCUCACGUGGCUGGGCUCUUGCUGAGCUUGCCCAGGAAUACAGGCAGAAGCUCAAAGGAGCACUCAGUUGUUGGUGAGCUGUAAGGUUUGCUGGUGCCAUCCCAACUUAUGGAUGCUUGUGUGUGCUUUUCACUGGAGCCUUGCUCUGCACGCUACAUGGGCUGCCUCCCACUCCAGGAAGGAGUGAUGGAGUGUUGUGGGACAGCUGCUCUUUUCCAUUGGCAAGGAAAGGGGUUGGUGAAGGCUGGAGGGGAUCAGAGGGGAAAGAAAGUGGCUUUCAAGAAGCAAUCUCAUGCCUUUGCAAAGGGGUUUGUGUGGUUUCUAACAAGACUCUGUGGAUGAUCACCACUUGUACCGCCUUUGCUUUCCUGGGCCUGCCACUCUGAGGUCUGAGGUGCAGCUGGGGUCGGUGUCAACAGCUGUUGAAAGCUGUGCUUUGAACCAGUGAAGUGCUGGAGUAAUUGCCUGGACUCUGGGAAAGCUGUCAGUGUGUGGAGCUGGGCCUCCUGAUAAUGGAGAUGGGAUCGCUUUGGCUUUAUCCUGCCUGUGCCUCUGUUCUCCACCGCUAAAAGGGGGUGGAUGACACCUCCCUACCUCAAAGGAGUGCAAGAGUUCUUGUGAUGAUCUGAUGGUCGAUACUGAUGGUAUCCGAAAGUGAGACAGGGAGAAUUUGGGGUGAAAUGUAGUGUUUGGAAGGUUUGGAACCUACCUGACUCUAAACUUGAAUUUGCAAGUGCAAGGGUGCCUCUAAUGGUGCAUUUCAGGGCCGGGUACAGAGCAAAAAGCAUCCCUAUUUUUCCCAAGCUGAACAACCUAGAAAAAAUCUGUUCUUUCACAUCUCCCAUGCUGGAUACCCCCAGUUUCCCUCCCGAAACUAUUUCACCCUACUUCCUGUCAGAUACUUUUCCUGCUGUCCAGUCCAAGUGUCCCUUGCUUCCAUCUAAUUCUAUUGCUCUUUGCCUUACAGGCCAUGCUCUCCAGAGGAGUUAUAGAAACAGUUUGGUUUCUUCCCUGCUGCAGCUCUUACAUAUAAUUAAAGGCUGUUGUCAGGUCUCUUCUGCAUCCUUUCCAAAGGAGAUACAGAACCUUCCACCAGGGGUAAUUUUUAGCCCUGGUCAUGUUCUUGUUGCUUUCUGAUGAGUCUGUUCAAACACAAAUGUAAGGAAAGCACAAUAAAUUACAAUAUAAGCUCCCUGUGCCAGCAUGUUUGGAAAUACAGGUUUUCCCUUAUGUUCCUAAAUCUCACAGGACUGUGUGUGAAGAGUCACAGAAAUUCUGGCAUGAACUUUCCCUCAGUAACAUUUUUAGUGCAAGGAGAUCUGAGAGUUCUGUGUAGGUCCAAGGAGAGAGAAGCUCCUGCUGUCCCACAGUGUCACCAGUGUGCAUGAAUGUAUGAUGUAUAUUCAUCCCAGCAGCUGCCAGAAGGGCACAUGUGUCAGGCAGCUAUUCCUUGCCUCCUCUUCCUAGGGAAAAGGCUGGGUGUGCCAAUGCAGCCCUGGUGUUUUGAACAUAAAUCAAUUAUCCCUGCUGUUCCAUGUCCAAGGGGGAUCUGGAGCACGUUGUGUGCUGGCAGCAGCGGCCCCGCCGGCUUUGCAGCACGAGAGCAACCUCAGGGCUCCCAGGGAGUGAGCCCAGCCUGGCCUUGGCAGCGCUCCCUCCGCUUCCCUUGGCAACUGGUGCUGAGCAGGAGCUGCUUUGUCUCUGCCAGUCCCCCCUGGACCCGUGGCUGUUUUGCAAAUUGUCACUUCUGCUUUGGGCACGGAGGAGGCUGCUGUGCUGCUGCCUGGUUGGGAGGUACCUGAUGGAAAAGGAGAGUCUAUCUCUCUCUCUCUCUCCCCCAGGAAGCUGGCAGGGAGAAUCUGAGGCCAGAGACCUUAGGCUCUGGGAGAGAGGUGAUGGAGCAGUGCUCUGGAGUAAAUGCAGCUCAGUGUGCAGUCAACAGGUAGAUGUCUUUUCUGUUUGGGUUGUCUUCACUACAGCUGCUUGUUCUUCUAGACGUUGGAAUACUCCUGAGAUCUCUUUAGGGCUGCUUAGAAUGGGAAUCUGUGUGGGAACUGAGCUGCCUCCAAGGAGCAGCCUCUCUCUCCUGAGCCUCCAAUAAACAUGGCAAAGUGUUUGAAAAGUGGAGCAUUGUGCUGGUGGCGCUUUGAAAGGAGUUUUUCCCAGGUAGAUGUCCCAGCAGGGGUGAGCAGAGGCUACUGACAGCCAAGAACAGAGGGCAAGGGUUUGAUCUAGUUCUUGGCAGUAGGAUUAAUCCCAGAUUCAACAACUCAGUUAAUGUGCACAUCCCUGUAGUAAGUGAUGAAGUUUUAAAAUUUAAGCAUUUUUAAUAAUCUCCCCCAUCCUGGUAAAAUUAGAGAAAGAAUUUUUUGGCUGAAAUGUUUACCUAUAAGCUGAGAAUAGGCACUGUGUUUCACAAGGUGAACCAAACUUCUGUUCCUCUUACCUCAGAGCAUAUCCUUUAAGCUGACAUUAUAUUUCUUGCUCCAUCUGGUUGCAAAACAGCAAGGUCACUAAGGCAGCACAGGCAGAAAGCCCUGUAGGUGUUUAUAUGGCUGAGUGCAUAGAGACAUUCUCCUCUCACUUUGCUGGCAGGGCCUGAUCCUGCUUGUGUUGUUCCUUUUCCCUGCUGGAUCACCAAGUUCGUGUCUUGUGCAUGACCUGGCUUGAGGGCCCUAAACCUCUUUUUUUCUUACAAGUUCAGCAUCUUUUUCUUAAGCUUUCAUUACGAAUCCCUCUGGAAAUGUUGUGCAAAGCCCGAAUGUGCCUUGGUUCCCUCCCUCAUCAUGCAUUUGCUAGCUGCUGCAGCCAACGUAGGACACAAAGAUGUGGAGCUGGCUGUAUUUUUCCCAGACAGUCGUUUUGCUCCGUGUCUGUUUUGGUGUGUUUUGGCCUCAGCCAUUGCAGGGAUCCUGUUCCACAGUUCUCUUGUGCUUCUGCAGCUGUUGCAUGGCUGGUGGAGCUCUGGCAGAGGUUACCUCUAGGCUGGGGCAGAUUCUUGGGGUGAAGCUGCAGCAAAGCAGGAGUUAUUUACCCUGCAGCCAGCCAUUCCCUCAGGGAUGGCUCCCAUGUGGAGUAGGGCUGCAUGGAGCAGUUACCUGGGGCAGAUCUGGUGCUGUGCUGGUGGCAGACUCCGAGCAGCCGGCGCGCACCGUCUCGCUUGUAGGCAACGUCUGACAGCUUCCCCAGGGAUGAGCUUUGCUGCAUCUGCUGCAAGCACUGCUCUGAGCUCAGCCUCUUCCUUCCCACCACAGCUCAGUGGCAUGCCUGGAUCCUUUGUUAUGUGUAACCUCCAUUUGGUUUCUUUGAGCAGUGCCAGGAUUUCAUUCUCCCCGGGACAUUUAAAUGGGGUGCAGAGUAAUUAGAGUCGCUUUUCUCUGCAUGUGUAAUAGCAAAUGCUUCCAAAUCAGUUUGGGAAUCGACCCAGGGGUUUGAUGUGGGUUUGUAAAUUCAGGCACGUGGGAGGAGCGUGCCCACAGCAAAGCAUGAAGAUGUGGAGAUAAGAGCUGUGCCUCUGCCAAGCUCCUGUCUACUCUCUUACAGUCCUGUACUGACUCCAGUUGCUGCAGUGGGAGCCACCAGGGCCAGGGACCACCAGAGCCUGCCCAUGGGACCUGGGUCAAAGUGGCAGCAGACACCUGAGCUAGGCCAGGGACCGCCACCCACAGGUACCGUGUGUCCCAUUACAGCUCAGUGGGCAGGUGUCAACAGCUUUAUCCUGGAUACCACAGGAGCCCAGCUCUUUCAUCCUUCCUCUUCUGCCUCUGGGAUUUCACCUCCUGCCUGGCGCAUCCUCUCUGGAGAGCCUAGAGCAUGUCUGUCCUGGGAUCAGCGUGUGCCAGCAUGCAGUGUGCACGUAAUCCUGCUGCAUCCCGGCCCCCUCUCCAGAGCAGCAUUUACUGCUGAUGUCAGCACAGUCAUCCCUCAGCGCUGCCAGGGGUAACCCUUUGAGCUAACCACUGAUAAGUUCCUUCUAGCUGUCUUAUUUUAAAAAAAGAAAUAAAAAAAAGAGGAGGAAGGUGCUGCAGUCGCCUGAUGAACGUUUUCAUGGACGCUGCCAGCUUUUUACUGUGGGUUACCUUGGUGAAGGCAUAUUACAGAGACUUUUCUUUUCAAGAGAGCUUAAAACUGUCUGCUUGGCAGUGUGUGUUUUAUGCUGAUAUGUGUGAAACCCCGAGAAACCCCCCAAUUCAGAGCAGGAGGCAAGAGGUGGUGCCCACUUAACUCCUGCCUGCAGCAUCCAGCUGCACUUUAACCUGUUGCUUUUCACACCUCUUUCCUGCUCUUGGGAGGCACCUUCUAAAGGUGGGAUAACCUCCCUAGAGCUCUCUUCGCAGGGGCAAGUUCACCCUGCUCCUCCCCUGUGCAGCCCUCGAGCUGUUGCAAUAGCCCUUGAGGUGCUCUCUCUCCUUGUUCAAAACCCACGCCGGCCUCUUCCUCUCAGCGAGGCUGAAGAUGCUGUGCAAAACAAGCAAGAGGGCACAAUAUGGGGAUUUUUCACUUGCCUCAGCCUAAAAACCAGCCUCCAGGCUCUCAGUCUUCCAAGAGCUUCCCACCUUUUUAGCCAAGCAGUUUGUUUGCUAGAAGAAAAAUUGGUAGCUUUGUGCUAGCAAUAACCAGAGUCCUCUUUCACUAGCGCAGGCAUUUUCUCCUUUGAAUUCUGUCUGAAUGCAGAAACUAUUGUGAAAUGAGAGCAGUAAUAUCAGGAAAGGGGAAAGCAGAGUGUUCCUCUGGAUAGGGUUUGAUACAAUUUGAAGCUACUUGUGGAAGAUUGGCUGGAAGGUAAACUGAUUUGGGCUUAAAAAAGAUGGUGCUGGUAAAGUGUGUUAGUGACUCUUCAGCAGAUGGUCCAAAAUAGCUUUUUUAUGGUCUCUGACCUCUAGGAAAGAUAACUGGAUUUUUGAUCUUAGAUUGAAGGGGCAAUUUCUGCUGGAAGAAACUUGUGUUCUUUAGAAACCAUCCCAGGCUGGCAUUUACUGUCAAAAACAUUUCAUGGGAGUGGACAGAAAACAAGCGGAAAAUCACAGUCUGAGUCAGCCCCAGCCAACCCCACUGCAGGGCACUGUGGCUGAGCUAGCCACCCAUCCAGAAUUCAGCAUGGGUCCCCCAUGUCAUCCAUCCUCCUGGUGGUCCACGGCCACCAGAAUUUCCCACGGGCACCCACAGAGGUGUGAUUAGUCAGGAGCUCCUGGUUUUGCAGCAUCCUGGGCUGUAGAGGAGAUGUGGCCCCAAGGAGAAGCGUUCCACUCCGACAUUCCCGCGCUGUGUGGGAGCUGCGGUGCCCGUACCAGGUGGUGCUUGCUGAGGUGGGUAUUGAGUUAGAGGGGGGCCUUUCCAGAGCAGUGCUUGGUCACCAGCUGUUGUCCAGGACGCCGUGCCUUUUGGUACAGCAGUGACAAAAUAAACCUUUCUCUUUGAAUUUCAAGUCAGGGGCCUGUUUUCUGCCAAGCUACCCCCCACCGUUUCAAAUGUAUUUUAUUCUCCUUUUCUUUGCACUGGUCCCGUUCCGCUCCGCUCAACAGCUGCUGCAUUUAAUCCCAGAAGCUGCAGUUGGUAGGGAGCAAAGUGAUCUCCAUAUAACCUCUCUGUUACUCAUAAGCGUGCAUUAUGAAGCUUAACCGAUGGUAAUAAAAUGUUUUGCUUUCAACAUGCUGUCCCUGUGGUCCAGUGUUCCCGUCUUCAGGCUCCAUCACUGCGGCAGGGCGACGUACCGGGGCUGUUCUGCUGCUCCCCGGGAACGUGCCUGGCAAUAGUGGAUGCAGGCCUCGUGGAUACCCAGCGAGGAGGGAUGGAGAAGGUGGAGCAGAGCCCUUUCCAUGGGUGGUGGCACCAAGCAGCCCUUGGAGGAAGGUUGUGUCUUGGCAGUCCAGGCAAGAGGCGCUGGGGGUGCUGCUUGGCUGGGACCCAAGUGCAGGUUCCCGUCUCCUCAAGAUUGUCUGGCGCCGCAAUCUGCUGCGAGAGCCUCUUCGGGGAGCGCGGGGGGAGCGGGAACAGAUUGCAGUCCUGCUGCUUGGUUGGGUUUUCUUCAUCCCCUUCACAAGCACUCUGCAGGUUCAUGGCUUUAUUUGGCUUCUUGUGUUUCCUGCAUACUAAAAAAGGGCAUUUUCAUGCCAUCCUGCACGGUGGAUGUUUCUGUCCAGGGGGAAAAAGGAUGGUUCUCAUCCACGUUUAAGUAACCAUACAAAAUGUGGAAAGUCUGCUUUAGGAAUUUCGGUUUUGUUUACACACCAUUGAUGCUUUUAUUAAAAGCAUCUUUUCACGUAUAAAUAAUUUAGAGGUAUUAUGAUUUUCCUGCUCUAAACCAAAAGCAGGGAUUUCAAAGCAGGGAUCUCCAAGCAUCAUUCCUGUGUCACGGUGGGUUGCAUUAGCCCUACAGCUGCCUUUUGUUGAACAGGAUGGGGUUUUUCCAUAUUUGAGGUUUAUAGUGUUGGGUUUCAAAGAGGAAUUUCCCAGACAGAGCCCCCCAGAAGGUAUCAGAAUAUAUGGCUUUGUCAGGCAACGAUAACAGCUUUUUUCCUGGAGAUUGCCAUUUUGUAAAUAAGCUUCUUCCCCAGCAGCACGGCUACAGCUAGGAAAGAUGGAUGAUUAUUUCUUCCCAGAAUGGGUUUUCCGCUGCAGGAUCUGGUUUUUAUUGCGAUAAUUAGCAUAGAAUUAAAAAUGGCCCCGCAUCUUCAGUUUGCACUGUAGUGUCUCUGGUACCCAGCAGCCUGGGCUGGUGUUUUCCUAGGAAAUAGGCUGUGUCUGGGAAUCACUUGAUUCACCACUGAAAACCAGUGCAGGGAUAUCUGCAGCCUUCAAGGCAGCAAAAGCCUCCUCCUCCAAAAAGAAGUUAUUGCUCCUAAUAAACUUUCAAAUCAGUUGUUUUUUGGAGACUGGGAAAGCUUCUGAGGAUGUUUAGGUGAAAAUCUAGAGCAGCGGCCGGAGCAGGAUUUUAUAAAUGCCUUUCAAUUCCAGGGCUCGGGUUAAAGGUGAGGUCACGGGCAAGCAGACAGCUUUUUCUCCUAAAAAACCUGUAAUAGCUUUUGUUUUUAAAAAUUUAACAGGGUUGCCAUUCCAGGUGGAGGCAGAAUUAUAAGGAAUGUCACACAUGAUGACAAUGUAUCCGUAGGAGAAACUAAAGCGGCAGAAAUGCAGCACCACGCCUAAACUUCCUGGUGAGAGCCGUGCAGGAAAUUACUGAGCAAUUGGACACGGUGUCCUAGCAUUAGAUUUAUUAUCCACUUCCAAAUCAUCUGCCAAAAAUCCUUUCCAUCGGAAGACAGGAAAGAACAUGUUAUAAAAAGAGCUGGAAAAGGAGUCCUUUUGGCACGGGAGUUUUCAGGCUGGUAAUUGUCCAUGCCCCCAGUGUUUGGGUUUGGUCUCAACAUCGAGGUCAAUGCUACUUGAACCAAAUGUCAUCCCAGUGCCUACAUAUGGCACAUGGUGAGAUGUGCCAGUCUUGCAGGAUCAGUCCUGGAAUACAGUCCUGGAAGAUGCUUCUUUGCCCAGUCUCUUGCUCAAUGGUUGCUUUUAAUCCCACAAGGCUCCAGCAUCACUUAGGGAAGGCUGGCAUGCUUUUCCCUUUUCCCCCAUGAUGGACUUGUUCCUGUCUGGGUGGCACGGUCAUGGCCACAUCCACGUGCUUGUGUAGAUUCCCCUGGAUAUAUCAUCCCAGAAGGAUGGUGGACUGAGAUGGGGGUGUUUGCCCACCUUGCACCUUGUAGCCCUCCUCACUGUGGGACACUGCCCAUAUCACACUACACUUCUCCAGCUCCCACAUCUUUUCCUUUCUUUCCAGUUGUGUGCCUGCAUCCGUAUCCCCUGUAUGCACAACCUUGCUGUUUGUGUGUUAAAUCCAGCUCUUUCUGGCAGUAAUGGAAAUAAGUGACGUGAGUUGGUAGCUCUGUUUUUACUCCUGGGAUGUUAGUGUUCCCUGCUGCUGGAAAACCAUCUCCCAAGUGCUUGAUCUCUGAUGAGAAACAUGUCUGCAGCUGUACCUGCAGCAUCCCCCACAGAUCCUGCCAGCUCCAGCAAGUCAGUGCUUUUGAGUUAAAGAGAGCUUUCUCCCUGAAAAAGAUCCACACCCACCUUGGACACACCAGAUGUUGCACAGCCAGAUGUUGCCUUGUACAACACUCGGGAGAGUUGGUGGCAAUGCAUGCAGGGCCCGGGGAGCUGCUUUGCUGUCCUGUGGCCAUUUUUUUGGGGUGCUUGCUGAAACACAGAGGGAACUGAAGGUUCUGCUUUGUGUAAAGCUCGUGCUGGGUGAUGGGGCAGUUGGUGGGAAGUGUGUUUACCGAGAGAAAAGGCUAUGCCUGUCAUCUGUUGGGAUGAAUCCUCCUUUCCCAGCCUCUCCCCAGGAGCGUGCUGAUCCAAAGUCCUUCUCUGGAGCUUUGUUCCUGAUGAAAACGAAGCCGGGCCGUGAGUCACCUCAGCGUUUUCCAGACCGCCUUCAUCGUGUUUGUUGUCCUUUGGCAGGUAGGGUGGUGAAGAGAAACAAGCCAGCUUAAUGCAUGGUCAGGAAGCUGCAAUUAACGAAGCAGACCACAAGUAAAUAGGUAAAUAGGCUAAGCUGUAAGAUAGCGUGUAAGAGGAGGCAGUCUGCCUCUGCAAAGUGCAUGAUAAGCAUCGGCCAAGCUUGUUGCAGACACUGGGCAAGGCUGCUUUCGCUAGACUUUGAGUAUCCUAGUUGCAAAGGCUCGUCAGUGUUCCUAAAGGCUCUUGGUUUUGGAGUGGGCUCGUCCUUUGUUUUCUGUGCGCCGUGACCGCUUGCUUCCCGAGCGGGUUCGUAGUGAUGGAGUUCAUGGAGCUGUUCUUUAUAGUAGCCUAAAAGGUGUCAGUCGUUCGCUCGUGUGUGUUCACAAGCUGAGCCGUGGCGUGAUUUGAAGCACUUUUGGUGUGGCAUGUGCAGUUGCAGUGCUGUCUGUUUUUGAUUUCCCCCCGGGGUAGCCCCCCCGCCUUCCCCGUGUUUCGGACACUGAACCAAACCGACGCUGGGACUAGCACUUUAAGUACUAGCAGUCACUUUGCUUCGGAUUAAACUGAGCACUGCACUUUUGUACCUACUGUUAGCACUGAGUUUUGAACUCUCUUCUUUUCCCCAGCUAUUUCCCCUCCUAGGCGCAGUGUUAAUUACGUAGGGGCCAUCAGAAGAAAAUUUUGAGGUGUGUUGGACCACUGUCCAGUGCCUGAUUUCCGUUACAUAUCCAUUAGCCACCUGAGAGUAGGGAAUUUACCCAUCCAAGCUUGAUUUACACGACAGCACCAACACCUACAUCACUGACGUGCAGGCAGACGUGGUGGUUGUUGUAAACUUCGAGGUCACCCGGAGACCCGAGGGCAUGGCUUUUAAAAACACCAAAGAUGCAGGAGAAGUCUCAAAAGGGAUUGGGAUGGUGCAAGAUCAUCUCCUUGCCGCCUGGAACUGAGCGGAGCAGGAGUCGCAGGGCAGGCGCUCCUGUGUCUGGUGUGGGACAGCCCAGCCCAAACCAGUCUGAGAGCCCAGUGCCAGUAAAGGCUGCGCUCAAGCCACUGCAAUAAAAGCCAUCCUUGUGCCUGCGCUGGAAGUGCUGUUGGGAUUGGUGGUGGGCUUCAACUGCAAAAGGCAUUUUGAAGUAAAAAAGAUUUACAGACCGUUUGGAAGAUGGAGCACAAUAACCCUGGGGUUUGCUGUUGGAUUUGGAAAGCGUUGUUAGGAGUUGAUCAGCUCUCGUGUUCAGAGGCAGUUCAGAUGUGCUGUUCCUGUUAAAUUCCUGUGGUAUUCCGAUCAGAGCUCCCUUGCCAGCAAGAAAGCAGCAGGGAAGAGUUAGUAGGAAACAUAGUCAGAAAUCUCUAGGAUUCAAAAUGGUGAUCCCUGGGAUGCUGAAUAAUCUGGAUUUUGCUGCCCCAAACCACCCCCUCCCAACCACCUGGUGGGGUUUUGCUCCUUUAAAAGCCCCUGUGGUUUUCCACGGCAGCAAUUAAAUCGUGGUGGGUGUGAGAGCCCCGUGUUCCCUUCAUGCCAGGGUAUCCACACUCGGGACUGCUGCUCAUCAGCCUUGACGAGCCCACAGUCAAUCCAAAUCCUUCUCUGGCAAUCCUCCGUGAUGGGAGUUUCUCCCUGGUGACACUUGAUGGAUAAACCCUGCCAGUACAGCGUGAUCAGUGGGAAUGCAGAGAAGGGAAUUAGGGCUUCUCCUUCACUGCUGCUAGCAAGGGGCCAGCACGGAAAUAACCUUCAGCAGCAAAAAGAAAUAGGUGUGUUGGGUUUCCCUGUUGCAGAAGAUGGAGGAGUUUUCCUAAACAGCUCCAGGUUUAGUGGCUGGUUUUCUUGGCUUCCUUCUUCAGGGGCUUGGCUAUUCAGUGGGAACCCAAGGUGUUAAAAACCCCAAAUCUUGAGCAACCCCAAGUAUUAUGCUCUUACAUCCUCUGUCACUGGAUGUAAAAACAGAAAUAGAAUCCACAUUUUGGGUUGGGUUGGUUUUUUUUCUUCCUCCCCACCCCCAACCAAAUUAUCCCUGCAAAUUUAGCUUUAAAGAAAUAGCACCAGGCGAUGCUGCUGCUCUGUCUGAGCCCCCAAAAUUAUAGUGGCUGAGGGAACAGCCUCUUCAGAAAGUACCUCGGUGACACAGAGCCCACAUCCCGCUCACUGUCACCAGGAUAAAGGCAAACCAUUUGGAAAAUCCCUCCCCACCCCAGGCAAGCCCUCCAGUCUCAGUGAGUCCUUGGAAAUAAGCUUGGGAGAAAGGGGGAUGUGGAACAGGUACUUUUGUCUUAUUUUCCCCCUCAGGUGUAGUAUUUUGUCCCUUGGAGAUGGCAUCUCAUCCUUUGGGAAGGUAGAAUUAAGUGUUUUCUGCUGCCCGUCACACUUGAGGCCUGAAUGCCUAGCACAGCACCCUUUGCUCUGGAAGGGCCUUUUAGGUGGAAAAAAAGGAAUUUUAGUUGUUUAGGUUUUCAGAUAGCUCGUGGGAAGCGCAUUGUAACAGCACACAGGCGAUGCUUUACCAACCUUUUCUGUUCCUCCAAGAGAGACUUUUUAAUUUGCUUCAGUAGUUUAGAAUUUAUUUCCUUGAAAGUCUUUUUGGACCCAUGAAAAUGCCCUUGAAAUGAGUCGAGUUUAUCAAAACAAAGUUGUGCACACACCCAUGCACCGGCCCGUGUGUUCGUGCUUGUCUCCCUGGGUGUGUAUACACAUGGAGAAAUAGAUUAUUUCCCAAAACAUUCCUUUUCUUAACUUUUUCUUUUUUUUUUUUUUGGGUUGGUUUGGUUUUUUUUGGGUUUGUUUUCCCCCACCCCCAGGAUAUUAACCAAAAGGUGUUUUAAAGUCAUGGCAUGAAAACUCCUAAAUGUAAAUCUGAGUACCUUGUGAUGCUAAUUAACAGGUUUUCUCCUGAAACUUUAUGUGAUGCUUAAUAUUUUCCUUAGGAAGUUUUGUUUAAUGUUAGAUCAUUGUUCUGGAGGAUGUUGGUCCUACUGGCAUUAAACUAAUGGAAAUAAAUGCAUGUGUUACAAGUGUAGAAACGGUGAAGAAUUAAGUGUGAACUUACUGUACGAUACUGAUUCUGUUUUCAAACAAUCUGUUUUGCUGUUCAAUAGUUGACAUAUGGAAAUGCCAAUGUACUGUAAUUUAGCACUUUUCCAAUGGACCCUGUUCUCACUACGCCUGAGGGAAGAAGCAGGUUUGGCUCGAGGCUGACUGAAGGCAGCCCCUGAACCCUUUUCUGCCUGUUUUGGCACCAGAAGUGGCCAGGUGGAGUGUGAAUUGGAGGUUUUCUCAUGGCUUCGGUGGCUGGCACAGGGCAGGGCGGGCUGGCUCUUCCAUCCCCGUGGCCAAACCAGGACCAUUGUGCAGCUUGGUCUGGUGAAAGGGAGGCUGGAGUUAGAUGAUCUUUGAGGUGCCCUCCAUUGUGGGAUUCUAGGAUUCCCUGAUUUGGGCGGAUGGGCUGGUGGCACUGCGCUCCUCCAGCGCAUCCCCCCGGGAGCCAGGCUCAGGCUGGGCUCAGGCUGUCCAAGCUGGGUGGGAGAGAGGCCGAAGCAAUCCACAGUCCCUGAAAUCCAAGGGCAGAAGGGACAGCUCAGCAGCCACCCCUCUGCAGCCCAAACCCUCCUUUCCUAGUGCUAACAGGGUGCAAAGUGUUACUUGUCAUGUACUGUACUGAAAGGGUUAAUUGAUCAGUGACUGUAUUGUACUGUAUGAAAACUCAUGAAUUGCCUUGUAUUGUUUCUAAUGGACUGUUCCAUGUGUCCCCACUGCCCGUUGUUCCCAAAGGACACAUGUGCUCAGUUGGGUCCCCCAAACUCUCUGGUGCUAACUCCUCCCUGUCCGAUGGUGCUCCUGCGGACACCAACUGACCACAUGCCCGUCCCCACAGCUUGAAGUCCACCACGUCUUUCUCGUCUGUUUGUAUCACCCACACACACACACACACAAACAUGAGAAAAAUUAAGGAUAAACUUGAAUUUGUUUCAAAGCCUCAUUGACAAUCUAAUGUUUUCUAUGUCUGCUUUUAUUUUGGGAUGGUUUUUCUAGAAAGCAGCCCGCCAGCACCUUCGCCCCGGAGGGGAUUUUGUCCUGUUCACGCCUCUGGCAUCUGAGGUGAGCUGCUCCCUCGCUGGCUUUUCAGGCUCAGCCACUGGAGGCUGAUCCAUCAGGAGCCAGUGAGGAAGAGGAGGUGUAGGUGCCUUCAAAGAUGCCCAACCCUAAAAAGCAGCUGGGUUCCUCAUGCCUGCACGGUCCAAACAUAGGUGGGUGGGCACCGAGGGUCUUGGAGGGGAUGAACCCGCUCCUUGCUUUGUGGCAAAAAUUGGCUUUUGAGGAGAAUGGAGGUGGAAAUUGAGAGUCCCAAAGGCACCUCCGUCUCCUCCCAGCAUCGCUCAUCUCCGCUGGCAGAGGAGCCACCUCCCGAGCCUGAGGGUUUCCAGGUGACACCCACCUCGGGUGGCGUGAACAGGGCCACCCCCUCCAAACCCCCAACUCCCCCCCGCCCCCAUGCGAGCUGCUUUUUGGACAAAAUGAAAUCUGACUAUAUUUUAUAUCGAUUUGAAAACAAAGUCUGAUAUUUACCCCUGUUCUCAACUGAAUUUGCAUAUUGUUGUUUGCCACGAUAUUUGUUCUGUCUUCAAAUAAAUUUGCUUACUUGUGUAGUCUUAA